AGAAUCCGUGUCCAUCGGGGCCAAGGGGCGCCUUGAAUGGGCUCGCCGCUUUCGGGAUGGCCUGCGUUCACUGCAGUGUGACGAUUUUAGAAGGAUGAUUGGUCCUUUGUACAGAAUGGAAUCUCGGUAUAGAACGGAGCCUGAGGCCUAGUUGAACGAAUCUCAUUGACCGGGAAACUCUGCUGUAUCCUUGGGGCGCAGUGUCUGGGCCUGUGGUUGACACCUGACCCCGGGAAUCCCCGCUAAGUAGCCCACUUGCCAUGUUGGAGCUGUUUCCUGUCUUCCCCUCUUACCGAGUGGUCACUGGGGCAGCUUCCACACAUCCCUGAACAUUCCCAAUACCUCUCCUUGAAUGUGGUGAAAUAAGAAAUGAGGGCUCCGUCGCCGACCAAGCGUAAAGAACACACUCAAGAAAAAUCCAAAGACAGGACCAAGGAAAAAUCUAGUAUCAAGGAGUCAAGUGAGAAAGAACGAGGUCGUGAUAAGACCCGCAAAAGGAGAAGUGCCUCAACUGGGAGCAGCAGCACUAGCUCCAGCUCCAGUUCGGGAUCCAGUUCUACCUCUGCCUCCAGCAGUGGAUCGAGCUCAUCCUCUGCCUCUAGUCGCUCUGGAAGUUCUAGCAGUUCUCGUAGCUCCAGUUCCAGUACUUCCUCUGGAUCUCCAAGUCCGUCCCGACGCAGGCAUACCAACAGGAGGCGCACUCGUUCAAAAUCUAAAUCACCAAAACGAGAUGACAAGGAAAGAAAGAAAAGAAGUCCAACUCCCAGGCCAACGAAAGUGCACAUUGGCAGGCUGACAAAGAAUGUGACCAAGGAGCACAUCAUGGAGAUCUUCUCUACAUACGGGAAGAUCAAACUGAUCGAUAUGCCACUAGACCGCUUCCACCCUCACUUGUCCAAAGGUUAUGCCUACGUGGAGUUUGAGAACCCAGAUGAUACAGAGAAGGCUCUGAAGCAUAUGGAUGGAGGUCAGAUCGAUGGUCAGGAAGUAACAGCGACUGCCGUGUUGGCUCCUCGGCCCAGACCUUUGCCUCGACGAAUGACGCCUCCACGUAGAAUGCCACCACCUCCUCCCAUGUGGCGUAGAACUCCCCCACGAAUGAGGAGAAGGUCCCGCUCGCCUCGCAGACGGUCACCAGUCCGCAGAAGGUCUCGGUCACGAUCACCAGGACGCCGGCGUCACCGUAGCAGAUCCAGCUCCAACUCCUCACGAUAAAGACUGUAAAUUCUCUGGGGCUUCUGUUUGUAAGAUAAAUCUUGAAAUGGAGGCUCAAACGUACUUUGGAAAUUUAGUGAAUUUUCCCCAUCUCUUAACUCUGUUCAGGUUGUGUUUUACUUAAGUUCUGUAAUUAAGUGGGUGGGUGG
Molecule: messenger RNA, 1364 nt
Organism: Hemiscyllium ocellatum (epaulette shark)
Lineage: Eukaryota; Metazoa; Chordata; Chondrichthyes; Orectolobiformes; Hemiscylliidae
Gene: rnps1
Product: RNA binding protein S1, serine-rich domain
Exons: 7
Coding region: 370-1215 (281 amino acids)
Biological process (GO): mRNA splicing, via spliceosome
Cellular component (GO): nucleoplasm; cytoplasm; ASAP complex
Molecular function (GO): RNA binding
Source: RefSeq, a predicted model, not a curated record